GAACGUGACGACCGCGUGGCUGUUGUUGUGGUGGACGCCAUUUAUCGUUUCCUGUCUUUCAAUGCCCUUGUCAAAAAGUGUAUUUCGAAUUAUAACAGCGAUUCCAGUAAUUGGAUUAUAAUACAGGAUAUAUUAAUUGCAAGAAAAUUGAAGAAAUGAGUGAUGAUGAUAGAGACAAUGAUAUUGAAAGUGAUGCCGACAAAAGAGCACAUCAUAAUGCAUUGGAAAGAAAGAGAAGAGACCAUAUAAAAGACAGCUUUACAAGCUUAAGAGACUCGUUACCUGCAUUCCAGGGUGAUAAAGUGCGGGCAUCCAGGGCUCAAAUUUUAAAGAAGGCAGCAGAUUAUAUACAAUCUAUGCGUCGAAAGAACUUAGCCCAUCAACAAGACAUUGAUGAUUUGAAGCGACAAAAUAAAGUAUUGGAAGAUCAAAUUCAGUCCUUGGAAAGAGCAAAAUCUACUGGUAAUUAUGCAGCAGCAGCUGCUGUUCUCGAGGCAACACAUUUAAAUAACAAAGCUAGCUCAAUGGUGGCAGCAUUUGACGCUGAUUCGGACUCUGAAGACAGUUCAGACACUGAUGAAUCAAAAAGUGGUCAAAGGAAAAGGUUGAAAGCAAGUGUAGAGCCUCCUUUACGAGCAUAAUUAAAGUACUGUUAAUGGGAUAGUAUUCUGUACAUGCAUCUCCUGAAGACGUCCGUUUUUAAAAGCAGAUCGUCGAAGUCAUCUGUGCAUAAAUUUAUGUAUGUGGUACUUCUAAGGAUCUCAUCUUAUGUGAUAGUCAUAUUUUACAUUUUUUGAACUUGGAUUAGCCUGAGCGGUUUUGUUCAGGAAGUUCAUGUAAACCCAAUUUUGGUGUUAGAAUAGGACUUGAAAUUAACAUUUAUUAUUCACCUGCUGGUGCUUCAUCAUAGUGUUCUUAAUUGUAAUUCAUAAUUUUGUAACAGAAGUUAUAGCAAAUAACAGAAAUUACCUAACUUAAUUCAGUGUGUUUGUGAGCUUAGAACAUGCAUCAGACAAGAUCAAGAUGGCAUUUUCUUCUGUAUUAGAACAUCUGCUUAACUUGUUUGAAUCAAGUAUUCUGCAAAGCACUUUUAUUGAAACAUUUUUAGCACUAUGCAUCAUUUAAUGUAAUAUAGAUAUUGUAAAUAUGCAGUAACGUAUUGUUAUAUUUAUUGAAUUCUUUCCCUGAUAAAGUUGUUAUUAGCUGUAAUGUUUAUUAUAUUCCAUAAUGAAAUUAUUACCUUUGUGAAUAAAAUAUUGUAGGAAGUAAUUUAAUAUUCAGUUAAGCUGGACUUGGAGCUUGCUCUUUUUUAGAGUUAAGCUUUUCUUAAUCAUAAAUCUUUAAAAUCACUGCCAAAGUAAUUGUCCAAACUUCUAAUUCUGUUAUAUUUAAAAUAUAAAGUUUUCAUCAUGUAUAUCUCGUUUGAUGGUGUCUAUGAUUCCAGUUAUGCAUAUAUUGAAAAAUCUUUGUAAAUAGAUAAAAUGUCAUAAGUUUAUGAAUUUUCAUAAAUGUACAAGAAGCAUGUUAACUGUUAAAAAUGGAUAGCACUCAAGUUUUUAGAUAAAGAAAUUUUUUUCAAAGCAGAAGUAUUUCCCCCUUUCUCAUUUUAUUUUCUAAAUUGAAAAAACUAAAUUCUGAGUUCUUAAACAGAUUCAAUAGUUACUUGUAACCCUUUAAUUUAGGCUUCUUCUGAUGAGCAGUGAAAUCUAGGUAUUUAAAUUAGUGAAAGGAAAGCAGCCAUCUGUAACUUUUAAAUCGGCUUUGUUUCAUUGUUUUAUAAUUAAAGAUAUCUAAUAAAAUGAUUUCAGUAUAUUGUGCACAAAACAAUAAUGGAAAGUUUGACUUUUAAGUAUCUACUUUUAUUGAUAGACUUUGUCAGUUUAUAUUUGCUUUGAGAUAAGUAAAUGAAUUAUUAAUGGAAUGUCCAAAUUUUUUGUUGUGGUAGCCUAGUUUUCAGUAUUUUUUAUGCUUUGGCAAAAAUUUUGUCAUUUUUCAAAAAGGAAAAAUAUUCGUGUAUAUUUUAAAUAUCAUUCUUGCAUCUUGUAUUUCAUCUGCCUAUUAAAAAAAAGGGGGGAAAAGUUGUUAAUCAGAGGAGUUGAUUCAUAGUAGGCAUGUAGCAUAAAUUCAUUCUAUGUUGUGCAAAUAACGUUUCCUCUUUUUCAGUUCUGAAUUUCUCUGCUUUACUUUGUUACAUUUGACAAUUAAACAUUUUUAAAACGAGCUUUUAACAUUAUUUAGCGAUAUGUGAAUUUUUUUAAAAUAAGUGUGUUGUACAUACAUUGUAAUUUUGGACCCUCAUGAAAUUGGUAGGUAUAAUUUUAUGAUGUAAGAACAUAAAAGGCAGUGUUAUUUGUAUAUUAAUCUUUGUAAUAAAAUUAUGUAAAUUUUUAAAUGUUCAAAACAAAUGUUCAUUUACAAAACAGGACCAUGUAUAUUUGUAAAGUGAAACACUUCAAACAAAAAUACUGAUAUCAUUCCAUACAAAGUAAAUCUGAUUUUAUCAAAAAGGAAAGGCUAGUAAAGGUUGGAUUUCAGUGCUAUGCAAUAUUUUGUUGCAUGAAUGUAGCAUUGCGUAAAAUACUGUUUAGCAGCAGUAUGUAAUACCAGAAAGUUUAUUUUUUUAAUGUAUUUUUCAGUUGUGUUUAUAAAUUUUAAGUUUAUUCUUUUAUAUUUAAAUUUGCUUUUAUGCGUUGCUGUAAAUUUUGUGGAGUGUAGAGAAUUCAAAGAUGACUGUCUAUAUCUGUCCUAAUUAUUUACUGCUAUUUUAUGAUUCUUAACACCAAACAAAAAUAUUUUUAGCAUUGUAAAUAAUAGCAUUUGUAAAGUAUAUUUGCAUUUAACACCUCCUAUUAGAUGGAAAGUGAUUAUAUAAAAUUAAUAUGAUAAUUCAUUGUCUCAGAGCAUAACAUAGAACUGAUAUUUUUAGCUUUUGCUAUUAAAUUUUCAGUAUAGUGAACUUCAUGCAGCUGUAAUAUAAAGAUAAGAAUCUUCCACAUUCUCUGUGCACAUGUGUAUUUAAAAUUUUUUAUGUUGAUGUGCUGAUAUUAUUUUAAGCUAGCUCAUUUUGUAUUUAUUGUAUUUGUGUGUAAUGCUUGAAAUAUCAGUUAGUAUUGAAUUGAACUGUAUGAAGUACCUGAAAUAUUUCACCUCAGUGACUAUUCUUGAUAUGAAUUCAAUAUUGUGAAAGUUUUUGUUUCCUUCUUGAUAAUUAAUCUAAUCUAGUCAGAUGUUAUGUAAAAGCAUGAAUCUUCUGGUCUUCUAAUUAUUUUUUGUGUUUUCAUUAAAUAAUAAUUUUGUUCCAGUGAUAAAUAAUUGUAUUUUUUCAUUAAUUUUUUUAAAUGUUUUAAUAGCUUCAACUGGAAUAAUUAAAUUUUUUUAUGAACUACAGCCCAAAAGUUUCAACUCGUUAUGUAAAUUGGAUACGUUAAUUGAUUUUGAUUAAAAUACAAUAAAUGAAAUUUCUUUGCCAGCCUCUCUUUUCUUAAGAUGACAAAGUUAUCAGUUACUAUAUAAAGGAAAAUUUGUGUAUUUUAUAAAUCUUUUUAAUAACAUGAGCAAUGAAAAUUUUUAAUUUGUAUAAAAUAUUUAUGUAAAUGUUUGUAUAAUUUCUUUGUCUAACACUAUUUAUCUGAAACUCUUGAGUUUUAUGAUCAUGUGAUAACUAAACUCAUUGAUGUUUCAAAAUUGUAUGUACGUGUUUUAAUCAAAUUUGUAAAACUUUUCCACUUUUAAAAAAAAAAAAAAUUAGUGAAAUUGUGAUUUAGACUUUGAAUGUGAUAAAUAAAUAUAUGGAAACUACUUAAUUUUCACUAUACAAUAAAGUUUAAAAAAUUAAAAGCCUUCCAUUAAUUCUGUAGGAGGGGAAAGUAAUAUGUGACACAUGCAUAGUAUCUGAUCCUUAAUAUAAUUUCUUUUGAAGUCACCAUUUAUAUAUAGUUAAAUAUUAACUUUCCUUCAACUAUGCAAUUGCAUUUUUUAGAAUGUAGUAACAGGCAUUCAGUUCUGUUUGAGCAGUAAUUGCUUUUCAGUAUGAACAUGGUAUUUUUUGCAGAUUAGCAGCAUGUGGUAAUAAUUAAAAAAGGAUAUAUUAGACUGAAAUCAAAUUAACUUUCUUACAAUAGUUUCUUGGAUAAAUUAAGAAAUUAUAAUUCUUAGGUUUAAUAUGUCUUCAGUUUUAUGUAUAUAAUAAGUUAAAAAUUAAAAAGUUCGUAUGAAUAAAUCCUGUAUAGAAAUUACCAGAAACUUCAUUAACAUAGACUGCUGGAGGGAUUAGUUUUUUUUUUUAAGUGUCUCCUUUUGAAAUUUUUAACUAAGCAUUUGUUAUCUUCAGUUGUGUUUUUACAUAUUUAAAGAAAGUCUGGGUUCUUAAAUUAAAAAUAAUUAAAUGAUUUUAAACUUUUUAGCUAAAUUUUCAAAACUAGUAAUUUCUGUAAUAAGAAAUACUCUUUAUUUUGGUGUGUCAUAAUUACUGAAAUUAUAAAUUUUAGAUUUUUCUUUGGUGAUACAAAUGUAGAAUAACUUCAGUGGAGAAUACUGGGGAAAAUUCUAAAUUUAAUUUAACUUAUUUGUUAAUUUUUUUCUUGUCAAAUCAUUUGAAAAUAAAAGCUUGUUUUCAAGUUUAAUUUUUAGGUUAGUUUUUAAAAUCUGAAAUGUUCAAUAUAUUUUUUUUCCCCAAAGCCAUGAUGUGACAUUAGAAUUUAAAUGCAGAGAACAUAUAUUCAAAUUUCGAACAUGUCAAACUAGAUAAAUUUAAAAGUGGAAAGAAAUUUCUAUUUAUUUGUAUUGAAUUUUUUAUUCAGAUUUGUUUGUAAUAAUAAGUCUCUUAAAAUCAAACCCACAAAUAUAAUUUCAUUUAUGAAGAAAUAUGCUAUUUUUAAUGGUAAUAUACAUAGUAAUUUGUGUUUGGGAAGUAGCAGUUCUGUCAGAAUGCAGUGUAAAUUUUUUAGUUAAAUAAGUUUUUCUUUUAUUACAAAAUGAUGAGUAGAUUUUCCCUUUAUGUGUUUAAAUUAGUUUAUUAAUAUAUAGAAGAUAAUCUCCCUCGGUUAAUUGUAAAUCUGUGCAUAAAUAUAGUCAAUAUGUGUGGAGAGAAUUUGUUAUUUUAAUAAUUUUUCUCAAUGUAACUCUGUUAUGUUCCAGACAUCUAAAAUUUAUAUCGAUUUAUAAUAUACUUUCUAAUUCUCACCUCAUACUUAUUAUAAAUACUUUGUUCUUUGUAGUUUUUAUCUAUUCUUUCCAGUUUUAAAAUGUAUUUUAUUGUAUGUUACUAAAAAAAAUGUACAAGCUAAACGUAGCUUAACAUUUCUAUCACAAGAUCUAUUUAAACUGAAAUUCUGUCCUGUAAAUUGAAAAGGAAAGUCUUAAAAACAUUUUGAUUAAAUCUUUUCUAUCCCCCUCCAUCCAUUUUGAUACAAUAUGCAAUUUUAUGAUACUAACCGGUGAGAUACUGCCCUACAAUCCUUGGAAGAAAUGUUUUACUUUUGUCUUUGCUGUUACCUUUUUCCCCCCAUUCCCUUUUUUAUAUGUAAUUAGCAAAGAAAAAGUGAACUAUUCACCAUGUUUUGCUAGAGCAAAGUCAUUUGUGUAUUUCCUUAUCUUUAAUUUAUGUUGUCAUCUGACAUGUGUUUGUUGAUGUCCUUAUUUAUGAAUGACAGCUAUAGUUACUGAUAUGUACAGAAUUGUUCAUGUUAAUAAAGCCAGUUAAAAGUAG
Stegodyphus dumicola is the source of this 5707-nucleotide messenger RNA. RefSeq names its product protein max-like. Gene Ontology annotation, biological process: positive regulation of transcription by RNA polymerase II. Gene Ontology annotation, molecular function: protein dimerization activity; DNA-binding transcription factor activity. The record is from RefSeq and is a predicted model, not a curated record. NCBI's taxonomy places the organism in Eukaryota, Metazoa, Arthropoda, Arachnida, Araneae, Eresidae. Gene Ontology annotation, cellular component: RNA polymerase II transcription regulator complex.